AUGGCUGAUCAUGAAUCGAGAUUCGAGCAUCUGGCCAGACAAGUUGAAAGGAUUGCUCGAAUCGUCGAUUAUGAUGAAGGUGAGAGGCAUAAUGCUCGAGGGAAUAAUGAGGGGAUGGAAAAUAUUUUCCAAAAUGAAAAUCAUAUUCCAAAUCGAGAAAAUCAUCACCUGGUUCAUCGAAAUGAAAAUGCUGAUAACGUUUUACAUGGAUUACGUGGUGAUCGUUAUCAGGUCACUCGAAUUGUAGAGGAGGUUUUAAAUCGGGUUGGAUUGAAUGUUGGCUUUAUGAAUCAGCCACAUUUUGUGUCUGCUUUUUCUCAAGUAGUUCAAAUGGCUGAAGUGCCAAGAGGGGUAAAAAUUCUAAAAAUAACCACAAAGUUUGCUGGGGAAGUUGAUGGAUCGACAACUAAACAUGUUGCUCGUUAUUUGGUCGAGAUUGGGAACCUAGCCAAUGAUGAAAAUUUGAAAAAAAAAAUUUUUCCUUCGUCAUUGAUGAAGAAUGCAUUUACAUGGUUCUCGAAUCUUAGACCAAAUUCAAUUACAACAUGGAAUCAGUUAGAAAAUGCUUUUCAUGCUCAGUUUUAUCGAGGGAAAAUGAACGUAGCAGUUACCGAUUUAGUAGAUUUGAAACGUGAAGAUGGUGAAACUAUUGAUGAUUAUUUAAUACGUUUCAAAAAUGCUAGAAGUAGGUGCUAUAUGACAUUACCUGAAAUGAGAUAG
Arachis stenosperma is the source of this 720-nucleotide messenger RNA. RefSeq lists its product as uncharacterized. The record is from RefSeq and is a predicted model, not a curated record. The transcript has a single exon. The coding region runs from base 1 to 720 and encodes 239 amino acids. Lineage: Eukaryota; Viridiplantae; Streptophyta; Magnoliopsida; Fabales; Fabaceae.